Messenger RNA from Sardina pilchardus (European sardine), 1028 nucleotides. RefSeq names its product calcyphosine-like a (gene capsla). The transcript has 5 exons. Bases 110 to 694 code for a protein of 194 amino acids. The record is from RefSeq and is a predicted model, not a curated record. Gene Ontology annotation, molecular function: calcium ion binding. Lineage: Eukaryota; Metazoa; Chordata; Actinopteri; Clupeiformes; Clupeidae.
CGACGACAAGAAGGAGGGUGGAGCAUGGACAUUUUUUGUAAUCAACCUGGGUGACACAACAGUGCCAACAAGACAGCAAGAAACACAGCAUCUUCACAACUAAAGAAAGAUGGCAUCUAGUGAUCUGCAAUCAUCAGAUGCCCUGGAAGAUCUCAGGAAGCAGUGCCUGGCAAGAGGAGCUGCUGGAAUCAAGGGACUUGGGAGGACAUUUCGCAUCAUGGAUGAUGAUAGUAGCAAAUCCCUGGAUCUGCAGGAGUUCCAGAAGGGGUUGGACACCUAUGGAGUGACCAUGGUCAAAGAGAGGGCUUUGGAAGUGUUCCAAAUAUUUGAUAAGGAUGGAAGUGGAACAGUCGAUUUUAACGAGUUCCUGGAAAAAUUAAGGCCCCCAAUGUCAAAUACGAGGAAGCAGAUCAUUGCAGAGGCUUUUAAGAAGCUGGACAGGACUGGGGAUGGCCUGGUGACCGUAGAGGACCUGCAGGGGGUCUACAACAGCCAGCACCAUCCCAAGUUCAAGAGCGGAGAGUGGAACCAAGAGCAAGUGUUUCGCUCCUUCUUGGACAGCUUUGACUCACCCUACAACAAAGAUGGCAAGGUCACACAAGAAGAGUUUCUGAACUACUACAGCGGAGUGAGUGCCUCUAUCGACAGUGACGAAUACUUUGUCACCAUGAUGAGAAAUGCCUGGAAAUUAUAGGAUUCCAGUCACGUCCAUGCUGAACAUCCAACGCUUGCUACGCUGAUAGGAUUUGGAAAGAGACCUCCUGUGGCUGUCUGGGGAACUGCAGUGACCAAACUUAGACAGUGGUUACUGUAUAGCAGAUGGAACCAUGUUGUUCAGGCUAGGUAGAAAUACAUCAGAUGUAGAUGUAUAGAAGUCUUUUUGAGGUUAGGGGAAAGGUGUCAGAUCCAUGUUUGUAAAUGGACACAAACACUAAGGCGUUUGUCUUACUCUUUGCUAAACACCUUGAGCUCCUUGUGUGUGGUGUUAUGUUCUGUUAAUGAUCAUUUUAUUAAUUAAUAAUAAUAAA